UUUACUCCUCGUGCUUGACAACAACAUGGCAAGUCAUUCAGAUUUCUCGAGCUUAAUAGGAAGACUUACCAACACAAAUACUAACGAUCAAAGAAUUGGAUGCAAGAAAUGUGGCUAUCCUGGUCACCUGACUUUUCAAUGCCGUAACUUCAUUCAAACUGACCCCCAGAAAGAUGUCAUAGUUGAUGUUAGCAGUACAUCAAGCGAAGACAGUGAUAAGGAGGUGUCCGUGUCUUCAACAUCUUCACUUACUUCAAGUUCAGAAGAUGAAAAAGUGAAGGCUCGCUUAAAGAAGAAAAAGAAAGAAAGAACAAACAAAAGAAAUCAAAGAUUAGAAAGGAGGGGWGACAGCUCAGAUAGUCUUGAAAGAGCUCUACGACAAAGAGAUGUACCAAGACAACACGCUCCUUCCCAGUCUCCUCCACAAAAACGAUCAAAAAAGUAUGAUACAAACUCUGAUGAAUCUGAUUCAGAGAGUGAUGACAAAAGUAAAAGAAAGCACAGACCAAAAUACAAGCRAAGAAAACACUCAAAAAAAUCAAGGAAAUAUGACUCAGAUUCAAAAGAUUCUGAUCAUGACAGUGACAGUGAAGAGGAAAGAUCACAGAAAUCAAAGCAGAGGCACAGUAAACCCAAACACAAAAGAAAGCACAAAAAAGAAAAAUCAAAAAAGAAGAAAACUAAAAGAAAAUCAAAGAAAGGAGAGUCUGAUUGACAGCAWGACACAAGAGGAAUAAAAGUUCUGCAUGUCAAAACCAAGUAAUCAAGUUUGGAUAAUUAUGAG
Exaiptasia diaphana is the source of this 784-nucleotide messenger RNA. Its product is annotated as protein SREK1IP1. The record is from RefSeq and is a predicted model, not a curated record. Lineage: Eukaryota; Metazoa; Cnidaria; Anthozoa; Actiniaria; Aiptasiidae. The transcript has 10 exons. The coding region runs from base 26 to 715 and encodes 229 amino acids. Gene Ontology annotation, molecular function: zinc ion binding; nucleic acid binding.